UCUAUAGAUGCGCCAGAACUACAGUGACCACACGGUUAACUAGUAACUUUAAAUCAAAAUCUAGUUUUCGAAAAGGUAACGAGAGAAAAGAUAAAGGAAAGCGUGAUAAACUGUGACCCAGUUUUUCACUAAGAAAGAGUUCUGCUGCAGUUUCUGGGAGUGUGGGAGGAUGUUUGUUCUUCGUCAUCAUCUUCAUCAUCUUUUUUAACUGCACAGCCAGUCAGCAGUCCGUCUCUCUCCUUCUGCUUCUCUGAGCUAUUUAUCCGCUCCCCACGCCACUUCCUGAAAUGAGGUACAUGCGUUCGUCACUUGCGUUUGCCUCGCUUACUCACCGCUCGUCUCCCAGCUCUCUCUCCCGCUGCAGGCUUCGCUAAACCACGCCCCCCUCACCACAGUUACUACUGUAAAAUAUAUGUAUUAUAGCCUACUGUUUGUUAUGCUGAAAUAGCUAUUACAGUAUGUGUACAUUAGAACAUGUGUACACAACAGUAGAUUGUUACAUACCUGUUCUCAUUUCUAAAGGUUUGAAUUAUACACAUCACUGUAAAUCGACUCAAAUUAAACUGGACUCUCUGUACAGCCUCACUCGUUCUUAAACCGUGUUUUAUCACAUGAUCAAUGACUGUGGCCAUAAUCUCAUUCGAAGCCACUCUUCUUGUUCCUCUUCCUCCCCUUAAUCCCCUUUCACUCCUCCACCUCUAAUUGGAACUCUUCCUCUUCCUCUUGCUCUCUCUCCAACUCCUCUUACUCUGUUUACAUUGUUUGCAUCCAUUGUUCAAAAGCUAUAACGUGACCCAUGGGCCUCUUCUAAAGACAUGAUUGGUUGGUGUUGAGUAAAGCAAUGUGUGUUUGCACAUGUGAUGAAUUAGUGUGGCAUUUUGAUUGGUUGUGUUUGAAAAAGGAAAUCCAUCUUCUUCCUGAAAGAUAUUUGUGUGUAACAUGGAUAAUUGUGUGUUGUGUUUUGAAAAAGUGUUUUAUGAAACUGAAAACUGACUGAAAGGUUGAGAAUUAGUGUAUAGUUUUGUGCCGAUUUGGUGUGUGGUUCUGGUGUUAGAGGGUCAGGUUUCAGAAAUUGUGUGACAAGUAAACAUUUUGUCUGUGAGCAGUAGAAAAAACUGUAAACUCUGGAUUUUGUUGCAUCCCUCUGUUUAACUAAAACCAAUUGAUUUAAUAUCAAAGACUUCUAAUUUUUCAUAAACAGUUUUUAAUCCACACCCUAGCAGAAUGCAUUUUUUAUUUUAUUUUAAACAUUCAUAUUUUAAUAUUAAUUUCACAUAUUUUGUCAGAUUUAGAAAAUUAAACAAAACAUUGAAGGCACACAUAGACUACAUUCACUUGCUCAAAUGUUUCAGCUCGUGUUUGUCAAAGAGCUUUUAGUCUAAAUGUUUCUUUUAAUACAGUGUGACCUCAUUGUAAAAAAAACUGAAUAAAACGUCGCCAGAAAGCCUUUUUCAUUUUUUGUUCGAUAUUGACUGUAAUAAAAUAAAACUUCAGCACGUGGAGCUGGAGGUGUUAAAUAUCCUAAAUCUGAGUUGUGUAGAACAUCAUCUUGAGCAUCAGUCAUCAUUUUACUCUUUCUCUUAUUCCAUAAGGCUUCUCAAGUGCAUUUUAAGUCAUUUAUUUGUUAGUUUCAAUAUCUUGACUCUCCCAUUUGUUAACUCAAUUUCUGCUUUGCAACAUGUUAUUUAUGAAAGUUCAGUGCAUUGAUGCUGAUGUUGUUGAAUGGAGAAUGGAUGUUGUGAUGUGUUUUGUCCACUAGAGGUCUGAUGAUCAUGUUUCAGAGAUCAACCAUAAACACACAUCUUAAAGGAACAGUUCACCCAAAAAUGAAGACUGACUGCUGUCCUCAAUGUUUUGUGACAUGUUCUCCUAUAAAGCUUUGACAUGAUGAUGAUGUUUGUUGUUAUGUGAUUUUCAAUCUCAAAACGUUAAAUUAUUCAUUCACUUUAUUUCUUGAGUUCCGCUCAUGUUGUUGAGAUGAAGGACACAAACUCUCAGAAAGAGGAAGAGAAUAUUCAUUAAGCAUCAAUGAGCUCAUAUGAGUGUGAAAACCACCAGCAGUCCGUCAGUUAAAAACGGCUUCACAUCUUGUUCAUUUCCUAUAUGUGCAUUGACAGAGACGCUCAUCACAGCACGGUAAGAUCAUAUUUUCAUUGUUUUAAGAAUAUAAAUCAAUCUGAGCUGUGACGGAGUGAACAUUUGUUAAAUUAAUUUAAAAUUGUAAAAUAAACUUGUUGAACUCAAUACAUGUGUUUACAUUGUUUGUGAUCAUGACUGUAGUUGUUAAAGAUGAACAUCAUGCUCAAUACACAUCAGUGUGUGAAUGAGGAGUGAAUUCUAAUGAAACAAACUAAAUGAAAUGAUGAAGAAAUGAGUGUUUGUGAUGUUCACAUGUUUAUCUCAUCUCACAUCUGUAUGUUGUGUGAUUGUAGAGGUUGCUAUGGCGAUGUGUUUCACAUUAUCUCUGAUGUUUCUGCUCAUGACUGCUGAUGUUGAUGGUUGGCAGGAAUGGGGAAGUGAAUUACAAUCCUUCAUAUGUUUGUGCAGUAAGAGGCUCAACAGUGAGAAUGUCCUGUAUUUAUCCUCCUGGUUAUUGGAUCAAAGCAUCACACUGGACCAAAACACCAGAUCAACCUGUUUCAGUGUCACCAAACCUGUGUUCUGACACAUAUUACAGAGAAAAUGUUCAGUGUCGGAGUGAGAAUAAAGAGACUUACAAAAUCACUUUAACACAUGUGACAGAAGCUGAUAAAGGCGUCUACUUCUGCAUAUUUACAGAAAGUGGAUACAGUAGAGAAUAUAGAGGGACUCCUGGAGUUCAGCUUGAUGUCACAGACCUCCAGGUGGAGACACAACAGAGAGUGAAAGAGGGAGAUUCAGUCACUCUUACAUGUAAAACCACCUGCAGACUGACUGAAGAAACAACAUUCAUCUGGUACAGAAACAGGCAGCGAUUAAGUAAAGGAGAAGUUAUAUUCAAUAAUUUCAGUCUACAGUCAGUCAGUCGUCAUGAUUCAGGAGUCUAUAGAUGUGCUAUAAGAGGAUAUGAACAUCUGUCCUCUCCUGGUGUUCAUCUCAGUGUAGAAUAUGUUGAUGGUCAGCAGGAUUGGGGAGUGAAUUACAAUCCUUCAUAUGUUUGUGCAUUAAGAGGCUCAACAGUGAGAAUGUCCUGUGAUUUAAAAUAUCCUUCUGACCAUGUGGUCAAUAAAGCCUUCUGGACAAAAGCUGUUGAAGCUGAAGAAAACCCAAACCUGUGUUUGAACCCAGAAGACAGAAGAGUUCAGUGUCACAGUGAAAAUAAAGACUCUUACAGCAUCACUUUGACACAUGUGACAGAAGCUGAUAAACACGUCUACUACUGCAGAUUUAUAACAGACAGACCAGAUGGAGUAUGGACAGGAGUUCCUGGAGUUCAGCUUGAUGUCACAGACCUCCAGGUGGAGACACAACAGAGAGUGAAAGAGGGAGAUUCAGUCACUCUUACAUGUAAAACCACCUGCAGACUGACUGAAGAAACAACAUUCAUCUGGUACAGAAACACACAGACAUUAACUGAACACACAGUGAAUGAGUUUCAUCUGCAGUCAGUCAGUCGUCAUGAUUCAGGAGUCUAUAGAUGUGCUAUAAGAGGAUCUGAAAGUCUUUACUCUCCUGGUGUUUAUCUCAAUGUUGAAUAUGUUGAUGGUCAGCAGGAUUGGGGAGUGAAUUACAAUCCUUCAUAUGUUUGUGCAUUAAGAGGCUCAACAGUGAGAAUGUCCUGUUAUAUAAAAUAUCCUCCUUACCAUGUGGUCAAAAAAGCCUUCUGGACAAAAGCUGUUGAAGCUGAAGAAAACCCAAACCUGUGUUUGAACCCAGAAGACAGAAAAGUUCAGUGUCACAGUGGUAAUAAAGACUCUUACAACAUCACUUUGACAAAAGUGACAGAAGCUGAUAAACACGUCUACUACUGCAGAUUUAUAACAAAAAAAAAAGAUGGAAAAUGGACAGGAGUUCCUGGAGUUCAGCUUGAUGUCACAGACCUCCAGGUGGAGACACAACAGAGAGUGAAAGAGGGAGAUUCAGUCACUCUUACAUGUAAAACCACCUGCAGACUGACUGAAGAAACAACAUUCAUCUGGUACAGAAACACACAGACAUUAACUGAACACACAGUGAAUGAGUUUCAUCUGCAGUCAGUCAGUCGUCAUGAUUCAGGAGUCUAUAGAUGUGCUAUAAGAGGAUCUGAACAUCUGUCCUCUCCUGGUGUUCAUCUCAGUGUAGAAUAUCCUCCAGAGAAAACCUCAGUGUCCAUCAGUUCUUCUGGUGUAAUAGUGGAGGGUGAUUCAGUGAAUCUGACCUGCAGCAGUGAAUCAAAUCCACCUGUUCACAUCUACAGCUGGUUUAAAGAGAAUCAAACAUCAUCUGUUGGAUCUGGACAGACGUACAGCAUCACAAGUGUCAGAUCAGAUCACAGUGGAGAUUACAAGUGCAAGACCAGAAAUAAACAUGGAGAGAAAUAUUCAGAAGCUGUGACGCUGAAUGUCAUGUAUGCACCGAGGGAUGUCUCAGUGUCCAUCAAUUCUUCUGGUGUAAUAGUGGAGGGUGAUUCAGUGAAUCUGACCUGCAGCAGUGAAUCAAAUCCACCUGUUCACAUCUACAGCUGGUUUAAAGAGAAUCAAAGAUCAUCUGUUGGAUCUGGACAGACGUUCAGCAUCACUAACAUUAAUUCUAGUCUCAGUGGAUGGUUUUACUGUGUGGCUCAGAAUAAACAUGGAUCUCAGAGAUCAGCUGCUGUAUCACUCACUAUAACAGGAGUUCAGGGUUCUGCUCUGUACACAGUUUCUGGUAUUGUGGCAGGAUGUGGAGGAUUGUUCUUCAUCAUCAUCUUCAUCAUCCUGUUUAUUAAGAAGAGGAGGACUGAUAGUAGAGCAGAACACAUGAAUCAGAAACAGACGGCUGACUGGAGUGAUGAUACAUACACAGCUCUGAAUCCUGUGUCCAGAACAUCUGCAGACAUUUACAACACAAUCAGAUCGGAUCAGUGCAGGGCUGCUGAUGACGUCUACACGACUCUUGAGCUUCAGUCCAGAUCUUCUGAAUAUGAUACAAUAGCAGUAAACACACAUUAAACUCUCUCUCGCUCUGACAGUGAGAGCUCUAGUCUGACUGGAAUGAUGUUAUUUCUUUAUUCGUUACUAUUAGUUAAUAUCAAGCUAAUAAUACUUUUCUAUUAUUUAGUCAGUAAGCCAUUUAAUCACUAAGAUUACGAUUUUAAUUUAGCUCAUUGGUAAACAUUUGAUGUAUGAAUUUAAAGCAGUAAUGUUAAUAAAGUAUUUUCUCUAUUGAA
Molecule: messenger RNA, 5326 nt
Organism: Triplophysa dalaica
Lineage: Eukaryota; Metazoa; Chordata; Actinopteri; Cypriniformes; Nemacheilidae
Product: carcinoembryonic antigen-related cell adhesion molecule 5-like
Exons: 15
Coding region: 2490-5108 (872 amino acids)
Source: RefSeq, a predicted model, not a curated record